CGCCAUGGCCCCCGCGCCCACCGCCGGCCCCGCGGGACGCAGCUGAACGGCCGCCCCCGGGCGGGGGGAUCCGCUCGCACUUCGCAUGUCCGCGGCGCCCGGGAAGUCGGAUGUGUACGGCCUUCCUCCCCCUCCUCCUCUCCUCCAUGGCCGUCGUGCUCCGGCUUCUCGGCCUCUCCGGGAGCGCUCCGAGCCCGGCGGGCAGCAGCGGCAGCACCGCACGUCGCGAUCGCCGUAGCGAGGCACGGCACGGCUCGUCCCAGUGACCGCGCCCCAGCCCGGCCAUGUACCCCCAGGGCCGGCACCCGGCUCCGCACCAGCCGGGCCAACCGGGCUUCAAAUUCACCGUGGCCGAGUCCUGCGACCGGAUCAAGGACGAGUUCCAGUUCCUGCAGGCCCAGUACCACAGCCUCAAAGUGGAGUAUGACAAGCUGGCGAACGAGAAGACCGAAAUGCAGCGCCAUUACGUUAUGUACUACGAAAUGUCCUACGGUUUGAACAUUGAAAUGCACAAACAGACAGAAAUUGCUAAAAGACUGAAUACAAUUUUAGCCCAGAUCAUGCCUUUUCUGUCACAAGAGCACCAACAGCAAGUGGCACAGGCUGUUGAACGUGCCAAGCAAGUGACAAUGACGGAGUUGAAUGCUAUCAUCGGGGUACGUGGACUUCCCAAUCUGCCUCUCACCCAGCAGCAGCUCCAGGCCCAGCACCUCUCCCACGCCGCCCACGGGCCCCCGGUCCAGCUGCCGCCACAUCCCUCGGGGCUCCAACCGCCGGGAAUUCCGCCGGUCACCGGCACCAGCUCGGGGCUGCUGGCCCUCGGAGCCCUGGGCAGCCAGGCCCACCUUGCUGUCAAGGAUGAGAAGAACCACCAUGACCUGGACCACAGAGAGCGAGACUCAAGUGCAAAUAAUUCCGUGUCGCCCUCGGAGAGCCUGAGAGCCAGCGAGAAGCACCGGAGCUCCACGGAUUACAGCAUCGACUCCAAGAAGCGGAAAGCGGAGGAGAAGGACAGCAUGAGCCGAUAUGACAGCGAUGGUGACAAGAGCGAUGACCUGGUGGUCGACGUCUCCAACGAGGAUCCCGCCACCCCCCGGGUCAGCCCGGCCCACUCGCCCCCGGAGAACGGCCUGGACAAAGCCCGCGGGCUGAAGAAGGGGGACGCUCCCAACAGCCCGGCCUCGGUCGCCUCCUCCAGCAGCACUCCCUCCUCCAAGACUAAAGACCUGGGCCACAACGACAAGUCGUCGACGCCCGGGCUCAAGUCGAACACUCCGACGCCGCGGAACGACGCGCCCACCCCGGGCACCAGCAGCACCCCGGGGCUGCGGCCCAUGCCCGGCAAGCCCACCGGCAUGGACCCCCUGGCCUCGGCCCUGCGCACGCCCAUCUCCAUCGCGGGCUCCUACGCCGCCCCCUUCGCCAUGAUGGGGCACCACGAGAUGAACGGGUCCCUCACCAGCCCCGGCGCCUACGCGGGGCUGCACAACCUCCCCCCGCAGAUGAGCGCGGCCGCCGCCGCCGCCGCCGCCUACGGCCGGUCGCCAAUGGUGAGCUUUGGAGCUGUUGGUUUUGACCCACACCCACCCAUGCGAGCCCCCGGCCUGCCCUCCAGCCUGGCCUCCAUCCCCGGGGGGAAACCAGCCUACUCGUUCCACGUGAGCGCCGACGGGCAGAUGCAGCCGGUGCCGUUCCCGCACGACGCGCUGGCGGGGCCCGGCAUCCCCCGGCACGCGCGGCAGAUCAACACGCUGAGCCACGGCGAGGUGGUGUGCGCCGUCACCAUCAGCAACCCCACCCGGCACGUCUACACCGGCGGCAAGGGCUGCGUCAAGAUCUGGGACAUCAGCCAGCCCGGCAGCAAGAGCCCCAUCUCCCAGCUCGACUGCCUGAACAGGGAUAACUACAUCCGCUCCUGCAAGCUGCUCCCGGACGGCCGCACGCUGAUCGUGGGGGGCGAGGCCAGCACGCUGACCAUCUGGGACCUGGCGUCGCCCACGCCCCGCAUCAAGGCCGAGCUCACCUCCUCGGCCCCCGCCUGCUACGCCCUGGCCAUCAGCCCCGACGCCAAAGUCUGCUUCUCCUGCUGCAGCGACGGCAACAUCGCCGUGUGGGACCUGCACAACCAGACCCUCGUCAGGCAAUUCCAAGGCCACACAGAUGGUGCCAGCUGCAUAGACAUCUCCCAUGAUGGUACGAAGUUGUGGACGGGGGGCCUGGACAACACGGUGCGUUCCUGGGACCUGCGGGAAGGGCGGCAGCUCCAGCAGCACGACUUCACCUCCCAGAUCUUCUCCCUGGGGUACUGCCCGACGGGCGAGUGGCUGGCAGUGGGCAUGGAGAGCAGCAAUGUGGAGGUGCUGCACCACACCAAGCCCGACAAGUACCAGCUGCACCUCCACGAGAGCUGUGUCCUCUCCCUCAAGUUCGCCUACUGCGGGAAAUGGUUUGUGAGCACUGGGAAAGACAACCUGCUCAACGCCUGGAGGACGCCCUACGGAGCGAGCAUCUUCCAGUCCAAGGAAUCCUCGUCCGUCUUAAGUUGUGACAUUUCAGCGGAUGACAAGUACAUCGUCACGGGCUCUGGUGACAAGAAGGCCACAGUCUACGAGGUCAUCUACUGAGCGUGGAGUUUCUGGGAGGGCUGGCAGCUCCCGGCCCCGCAGGACUCGGGAAGCAGCGGGGGAUGCCACGGGGUGGCCCAGGGACCGUGCCCGCUCCGAGGGGGCUCUGCCCGGCGUCCGCCACACACGGAUUUAUUUGGAGAUCUGCGACUCUGGCACACGUUGGAGCCCUUAAACGGAUGUUUCUUUGGGUUUUAGGGUCGUGGGGUUUCUUUUGAUUUUUUUUUUAAAUUUUUUUUUUUUUUUUUUUUUUGGUUUUCCGGUUCUUUCCGUCUGCGCUUUGGUGGCACUAUAAAGGACUCCUUUUUUUUUUAUCGUGACUUUUUUUUUGUUUUGUUUUGUUUUGUGCAGCCUUGCAUAAGACUUGUGAAAAGUGUAAAUACCGGACUAGUAAAUAGCGUUGAAGGGGGGUCCCUCCCGGUACA
This is a messenger RNA of Pipra filicauda (Wire-tailed manakin), 3049 nucleotides long. Its product is annotated as transducin-like enhancer protein 3. The transcript is spliced from 21 exons. Gene Ontology annotation, cellular component: nucleus; transcription regulator complex. The record is from RefSeq and is a predicted model, not a curated record. Gene Ontology annotation, biological process: regulation of DNA-templated transcription; negative regulation of canonical Wnt signaling pathway. The coding region runs from base 285 to 2624 and encodes 779 amino acids. Lineage: Eukaryota; Metazoa; Chordata; Aves; Passeriformes; Pipridae. Gene Ontology annotation, molecular function: protein binding; transcription corepressor activity.